Messenger RNA from Rubroshorea leprosula, 514 nucleotides. Lineage: Eukaryota; Viridiplantae; Streptophyta; Magnoliopsida; Malvales; Dipterocarpaceae. The record is from the annotation of a GenBank genome assembly.
UCUUCUUCCUCUGAAAUUUCUAGAAGAAUCCCUAGGAAGAGAAUCGAAGAUGAGGCCAAUGCCGAUGGAUUUCUUGGGCGAUCCUGAUGACCAGGGCUCAGCCAUGGAGGUGGACGACGUCGACCCGCUCGAGAUCUUCGGCGAGGGAGUCAUCUCCAUCGACAACAAGCUCCCCGACGCCGACUUCUUCAACAACUUCGAGGACGAUUUCGACGAUACCGACAUCAACUAGAACAAAUCCCCCUGACGUGAUGCCAGGGUUUGCUCUCGUGUUUUUUCGAUUUAGCAUUAAAGCAAAAAAUUAUUAAAAAAAAAAAAAAACUCUUUCAAUAUCCUGUGUUGGUAAUACAAUUUGCUGAGGAUUUGGGUAUUUAGAUAUAGCUGUAUUUUAUGCAGGAUUCAAUGAAGGCUUCCUUUAUCCGAUUUUUCUCUAGUUUUUAAUUAAUUUUCCUGUUCAUUUGCUUGUUUAAUUUGUUUAUUAUGAGAAAUUGAGUAAUAGAGAAUUGAAGCUAGG